This is a messenger RNA of Hibiscus syriacus, 785 nucleotides long. RefSeq lists its product as uncharacterized. Gene Ontology annotation, biological process: negative regulation of transcription by RNA polymerase II; negative regulation of phosphatase activity. The coding region runs from base 210 to 587 and encodes 125 amino acids. NCBI's taxonomy places the organism in Eukaryota, Viridiplantae, Streptophyta, Magnoliopsida, Malvales, Malvaceae. Gene Ontology annotation, molecular function: transcription corepressor activity; chromatin binding; phosphatase inhibitor activity. The transcript is spliced from 7 exons. The record is from RefSeq and is a predicted model, not a curated record.
UUGCAGCUGAAGAUGAUGGAGAGAGUGAUGAAGAUGAGGAUGCUAAUGCUAAUGCUACUGAAACUGAUGGUGAUGAAGAUGAGCUAACUGAAGCUGCUUUUCACAGGAAAAAAGAUGAAGGUUACAGUUCUCUUGAUCAUGGUCAAAGAUAUUUAGAGCCGAAGAAACGGCUACAACAGUCCAGAGGCAAAGAUCCAUUGAAUGAAGAGAUGUCUACUAAGUAUAAUCAUCAAGAUUUAACUAAUCAAUUAGCUUGUACAGGAUUGACAACACCUGUUACCAAAGGUGAAAUAUCACACAGUCGGAUCAUACAUCAAGACACAAAGAUGUUAAAUCCUCCCGUAAAUGCAUCUGUGCCUUCCGAAAAGGCGAGUUUGAAGCAUAAUGUUCAUGAUUCAUCAAGAAAUGAGAAACCUGUACAGACCACAAAAGCUGAAUUUGAUAGUUCCAAGGCUUUUAUGGGUUCUAUCAUUGAGCAUACUGAGAAUUUAGAGAAAAAAAUACCGGAACAAAAUACGGCUACAUCACAGUCUUCUCAUUCAAAACCUUCAAAGCCGGUGUCUAGAUUCAAGAUGCAAAGGAAGUAGUUUUAUGGGGUUGAGAAGCUUGGAAAUGCUUGAAACGUAAUCUCUCACCUAUCUCGUCAGUGUGAUACAAUAUCCGAUCAAGCCAUAACUAAUUCCGGAUCGUAAUUGUGGGAUGAAAGUUCUGUUUAGAUUGUUUUUAGGGACAGUUGCUCUCGUUACUGCUCAAGUACCAGUUAAUGCAAUCUAUGUGGCUUCUUU